Messenger RNA from Aspergillus uvarum CBS 121591, 2310 nucleotides. RefSeq lists its product as uncharacterized. Lineage: Eukaryota; Fungi; Ascomycota; Eurotiomycetes; Eurotiales; Aspergillaceae. Gene Ontology annotation, molecular function: protein binding. The transcript is spliced from 5 exons. The coding region runs from base 1 to 2310 and encodes 769 amino acids. The record is from RefSeq and is a predicted model, not a curated record.
AUGACAACGGAUUCGCUUUCGUUUCAUCCAACCGAGUCUCUAGUCCUCUCAACCAAGCGCCGCUUUUUCCCGCUCAAGAUUCCAAAUUUCCACCAACAACUUCGCAACUAUAUAAGCACCGCCGAUCCGGAUCGGAUUUACGUCGUCGCCCAUAAGUUCGUUUACGCCAUUCAUAUCUCAACACAAAAGCGGGAAACAAUCGGUGUAAUCCCUUUUGAUCCAAAAUGUAUGGCUGCAGGUCACGGCUGGGUUGCAGUUGGGGGAUCGGACAACGGCGAAUGUGCCUUCAUCAGGCUACCUGAUUACAGCGCAUGUACCCAGGGCAGUACCCCGGCUGGCCAGCCUGGCGAUGUAGAUAGUGCUCUUCCGAUUGGGUUUGAAACCUCAACAGGGAUCUCAUCGCCUAGGAAUAAUGGUGAUGAGAUGAGGCCAGCUCGGGACACUAGCGGGAGGCAAGUGCCGGAAAUGCAGCUGCAUACAUUUGGAGGCAGCAUCGUGAACUCGGUCACCAUUCAUCGACUUCCUGGUGGUGAAAAGGAUCUAUCACAUGAAGAUGUGGCAAUUCUCAGUAACAACGAUAAAACUGUCACAGUGUACGCCCUGGCCAGGUCGAAGGUUCUGAAAGUUCUCCAUCAUCCGGCUUGUAUGAAUUAUGCGAUUAUAUCCCCAGACUCGAGUCUCCUCGCUGCCGUUGGCGAUGAAACUCGCGCAUAUUUCUAUGAGAUUAGCCGCGACCUUGAAUCGAUUGUCACAACAGAAACUGGCGACAAGCUUUGUGGAUGGAACUGGGACCCUAUCCGCUGCAUAGAGAUGGACAUUGGCACGCGGUUUGAUGACGGCUGCUGUUUCACUAUCGCAUUCUCCCAGUUCAGCCGGUUAUGUGCAAUCGGUUCCCAGUCUGGGGUCAUUACCAUCUUUGAUGUGAGAACAAUUCGAGAUAUCACGCAUGAGCCCCACGGCGAAAACACGAUCAUCUGCCAUUUCAAUUCAUCUACAUCAUGCUGCAACGGUGGCGCUGUGCGCUGCAUUGCAUUUGCGCCAGAGCCCUGGGAUCUUCUAGUCUGGCUUGAAGAUAAGGGUCGGGCUGGUAUAGCAGAUGUACGCCAGGCGUUCGUUCGUCGUCAGAUUAUUCAACUAGACAUGAAUGAACCCGGGACCGAGGAGGUUUUUACAGAACCAAUCAUCGAGGAUUCUGAUUCUGAACUUGAGCUUGAUGGAACGCAACGCGAGAUGUUAGAUUCAGUCGAGGGGUUUCCAAACGACCAAGGAGGAGAAGGUCUCGAAAACCCGUUACUGAGUGAGACCUUUUUGCAGAACCUCACAGAAAGAGAAAGGCUGAUCGUAGAACAUCUAAACACAGCGCGAUGGACGUCCAGGCCUGGUGAUGGACGGACAGAACGACGAGCUAGAGCUUAUCCUCACCCGCCCACUGGGCCUCGUCAACAAGUUCAAGGUUCCACAGAUGGUGCCAAUCGAGCCUCUCGUCCUACGUCACCUCUGCGCCCCGGCGAAACGCUUGGCGAUUUGUUGCGAGAGGAAUACUCUGCGCGAGCAGAGGCACACGAGCGCAGGCAAAGUGCAAGACGUUCUACCACGAGUAUACCAACGUAUAAUCAAACUGAGACCAGUAAUCGUUCAUUAGAGACGGGUCCGUCGAAUAUUGAUCCGCAGCCCAGCAUUACACUCAGCUGGACUGCGUCCCCGUCAGAGCUGUACUCUGCCAUUUCGGGAGACCCCUCACAUAUCGCAGAACCGAGCUCGCGCGAUCCUGAUAGUUCUGGUAGCGAUAUCGGUUCUGUCAAUCGGCCUGGUGGGACGUUAACCCGCCCAUCCGCACAUUUUGACUAUUCAUCCACUGCAGAAUUAUUAUCCCGAUACCGAGCCCAUGACCAUCCUAGCUCAAGCCGUAGCCGACCUGAGAGGCAGGACGGCGUAGCUGAAGCUCGUCAUGAUUCAUCACGUCUCUCAACGACCGACUUCAGAGCAAGUGUUGCUGCAGAGCGGCUUCGACGGCAGCGACACAACUUGAAUGAAGCACGCAAUCGAAGCAAUCAACAAGACAGGCGGUACCUUGACCAGCUGGUGGCAUCUGAACAAAAUCGCCAUCCCCGUUGGGUUCGUAAUGUUUUGAAUGGGCUUCCGGAUCGAAGCACGGGGCUCAGACAUCGAGACCAAGAAUCCGGCGGUACGGCCGGCAUUGGCUGGGGUGCAGAUGGCCGAACAUUGUACAUUGCAACCGUGGAUGGCAUUUUCGAGUUUCUGGUCAACAUGACCGAUCGGAAGACGUUUCCCGUUAUCAAUUACAGGUGA